This is a messenger RNA of Paracoccidioides brasiliensis Pb18, 261 nucleotides long. RefSeq lists its product as uncharacterized. The coding region runs from base 1 to 261 and encodes 86 amino acids. The transcript has 2 exons. The record is from RefSeq and is a predicted model, not a curated record.
AUGUCUGAGGAGAUUGACAACAGUAAUUUCUUGAGUAUGAGAGAUAAAACUGAUCUGAUGACUUUACUCAAGUUCAUACUUAUCAAGCCUGCAUCUACCUCAGCAGCAGAGCGCUUUACUUAUGAGGGCUUGCACUAUACUAAUAGAUACCUCAAGAAGACCAGCAAUCAUAUCAUGAAUCAAGUGAAAUUCAACAUCAUAGACCCAUUAUCAGAUAUGAAAGAUGACUUUUCAAAGUCUGAUAAUGAGACAGAAAACUAA